UCGCAACGCACAGCUCUUACCCGAUCUGAGAUUUUCAUGCGCGCCUGAGUCGCAGCAGGUCCUAUGGCCAAAGGCGACCAUAUAUUCACCAGAUUGGUGACCAAAUCGUGAUGGGAUCCCGGAUCGUCAUCAUCAUCACGCGUCUCAGAGGAUGUCGGAAAUCAUGUGAAAUUUCACACGCAGUCCGAAUUGACGAGGCAGACGCGGUUGAAAUACGCGACUUUCUUGCAGCAGGAGCUGGAUUUUCUCGUUGCAGAGGCUAUUUCUGUCAAUAUGUGAUGGUGACGCGUCGCGUUAUGUGGGAAGUGGGUGAGAAAGCUCGUGAACUGUAGCCUGUGUAUCCAAUCCACGUGACUGAAUGUAACGAACCGUGACUUGUCUCACGUGAACGCAUCACGCACGCGUUUCCUCUCGCCGAAGUCUUCACGCUGUCAGUCUCUGGUUGCCUCAACAUCGUAUGAAGCGAGACGAAUACGCCACUUUGCGCGCAGAAAUCAAGAGCUGGGAGCGCGAUUUCAAGGCCCAGCAUGGCAGAGGCCCCACGGUUGAGGAGAUAAAGGAGCAGCCCGAGCUUGCCGACAAAUACCGUCGCUAUAAGAAGCUCAGUAAGGUGGCGGAAUCGCGUCCAGCAGAAAACACCCAACCUCUCCCCGGUUUCAACCCGUUCUCUCCAACGAAGAGCAAGGAGAGAACGAACGGGACACUGUCAAAGGGACCCCGACUGAAACCGUUCGUUCUGGAUGUUCGAGAACCGUCGCCGAGCUUCGGAGGUCCCUCAGCUUCAACUUCCCAUGCUUCCGACAUUAGGGACCCUUUCAUCACCACUCCCAUCUCACGCGCGCGUAAACGACUUCGCGGCGAACCCGUAUCACCAUCACCGAGUAAGGACAAACGUCGGCGUAUCGUUGCUUCAGGAGGAGACUCGGACGACGAUAUGGCAGGAGCUGCAUCUUUCAUAGCCGAUUCGCCUGUCAAGCUACCUGCUGGUGGCCGGUCCUUCCAACAGUUAUUUGACGAAACAACCGCUGCAAAGCCUGCCUUCCCCGCGUUGCAUGGGAAAAGGCCGAACGCCAAUCUACUUUUGUCGAUCGGCGCCAGGAGCAGGCCAAGACACGACAAGAGUGUGUUUCCUGCCUCGUUGCCUCCAGAACCGGCUCUAUCGUCUCAGGGAGAGGAUGACCCGUUCAUUGACAAGGAGCCGGCGAAGGCCAAGGUCGCAAUCCCGGACGAUGAAAUGAUGGUGGACGAUCCUGCACAACAAAUCGACUCAAUACCGUCCGAACCUCUUCUUCCACCCUCCCCGACAGCACAGCAGACGAAGGCGUUGCCUGCUCCUCAUCUCAAGGGAAAGGGCAAGGCAGGGCCUGGGCUUAAGAAAGCAAAUCUCACUCUUGGAGAUGAUAGUGAUUCUGACAGCGAGAUGUAUGGCACGCAGCCGGCGGUGAGGAUGUUCGAUCGAACAGCCUCUACUAGCCGUGUUUUGGACAGUGACAUGGAUGAAGACGCGUUUAAUCUCAUGCCCAAGGCUCAUUUUGGCACGGAGGACGAUGGCGAUCCCGUUCCUGCAUCAUCGGAAGCUAUCUUGUUGCCUGAUAGUCUCCGCGCCGUACUUUCUCUCGCUCCGACAAUUCGUGAUGUGCCAGAUGAAGGAGUGGCGAAGCAUUUGCUCUCUGGUGACCAAGGAUACUAUGAUGCAGUGAAGGGCGGAGAAGUUUGGGGAGUGGGAGAAUUUGGCGAAGAGGAGCAGGAUGAAUUCGCUGCAGGGCAGGUCAGCAGGGCAGCGCAAGGAAUUUACGAUGAGGAAGACGAAUGGGAAGGCGAGGGUGUUCCAUGGGAGGUCGGUGAGAUGUAAAAGCGUGGGCCGACGGGCUCUUACCCACGUGUCCUACGUCUAAUUUGUAGGUUCCACGACUCAUGAAUACACUCCUGCGGACAUGUGUGUGAUGUACACGAUACCGCGGAAGGCAAGGCGUGGCUUCAAGCAGGCUGGUCCAAGUAGGUUAAAACAGGAAACGACUACCUAGACCAGCAUAUGCCUGGUCUGUCCAGCAUUCUUCCUGCACUCCACCGCCGUUCGAGUAGCAUUCGAGAGCGUAUUCGUACACUCAGCAUCCGAUCCAGCACCAGCACCAACACUACAGAAUCGUACAAGCCAUACUCAGUUUAUCACCAAGCCGCUGCAACUAUGCCGAUUCCUCCAGCCAUCUCCAUUCUUGAUUCGUCCGAGGUCACACAGAAGAUCUUGGAGGCGCUGUUGGAUCUACCCAACGGACGACGAGCUCUGUCGCGACUCGCCAGGACCUGCCAUGCGUGGAUGGACCCCACCCUGGAUAUUCUCUGGCGCGAGCUCGGUGCGUCCCGAUUCACAUCUGUAGCCGCCGCUAGACGAAUCAUGCAGACUCUUUGGUGCCCAUCUUGGGAUUGUUCCCCGGGUCGCUCCUAAAGAAGGCCAAGAAGCCCGGACUGGGUUUUGUGAGUGAUCAGAAACGCCUUGCUUCAACUGUCUCAUAUCGCAAUCCUAGGCUGCCGCGCCCACAGACAAGGACUGGGACAAAGUAUUAAAAUACGGUCCCAGAGUGCAAAAGAUCACCUACGACGAACUGCUCAACAACGUCUCGAAUACCGUCUUCCCCGUGUUCGAGGAGUUCCGCCCGAAGACACACAUUCUUCCCAAUCUCCGUCAGCUCACGUGGAAAGUGCUCGCUGCAGAGAAUCUGGAUCGCGCUGGGUUGUUCCUGACACCGGAGCUUCAACAUCUCGUCCUUCAUCUCAACGGGGCCGGAGUCAAGUACCCGACCUUGCCGACGUUCCUGGCGGACCUCGGCAGUCGGAUGAGGCUCGAGUCGCUGUCCAUGGUGUCCUCUGUGGCCCUUCCAGAAAACGUCACCCAUCUCCUCAUGCCGCAGCGAGGUCUAGCCUCCAGUCUCUGCAGCUCGACUUGUCGGGCAAGUCUUCCGUCGUUGUCGGCGGCUUCUUCCGAGACCUGGACUCUGGAGCGUCGACCCCCGAGUCUAUCGAGUCACACACUGACAGCGGUGUGUUUUCGGGAGAAGAGGCCGAUUUCAGCGAGAUCCGCAGGUCUCUGCUCAAGCUCACUGGUGACACGAGAAGUCAUAGGGCAUUUGCAGAGCUUAGACAGUUGCAGCUCACGGGCUCGGCUGCUGCUAUCAAUGCCUUCAUCUCUCGUCUCUCCGCGUCGGUCUCGUCCUUGGAGUUGAUUAUUGAGGAUCCACCGAGUGCGAGGGAUUGGCAGGAGCUCUCUGCUAUGAUUGGUGACAGAUUCGGAAGCUCCCUUAUGACCUUACGCAUCGGUGCGACUGCGUCCUCGAGAUUCAGCGACCUAGUUCGUUCGACUUCGAGAGUGGCCCCGGCUCCCAGCCGGCUUUCUCUGAUGCGCCUGUCCGCUCUCCCGGCCUUGAGAACCCUCUCGAUCGAUCUCCCCGAAUCGAUAUGCUUCACUGCCAAAGACAUCGCCAAACUGGCCAGUGUUGCGCCUGGGCUAGAAGACAUCCGCCUGUGCCCUCUCUCUCGUUUCACAGCGACCUAUCCACCCCAGUUGACGCUCCAGGAUCUCACUCCGCUGCUGAAAGAUUGCAAACGGCUCACGUCGCUCUCGGUCGUCAUCAAUGCGAAGGGUGGAGGCGUAGACCCUAAGGUGUCAUCCGCUUCGCUGCGCUGGUUCCAUAUCGGCAAUUCUUGGAUCACCGAUACGUUCCAGGUCGCCAUCCUGCUCAGCCAAUUGGCCCCAUAUCUGGAGACGAUCAAAUGGUUCAUGGAGCGCAACCGACCUGGAUUCAACGAAGCGAACGCCAGAGGGUGGCAGAAGGUUUCCGAUAUCUUGCCGUAUUUGCAAGACCUUCGGCUAUCAGAGCGCAGGGCUGCGAUGCCAGAGAGGGAAGUCAUUGUUGAAUAUGUCAAAGUUGAGGCCGCUCGGCCACAGACAGUCGACAAGGGAGUGGACGCGACUGUGUCAACUAUGGAUUGCGCGAUCGAGGCACGGCCUUCGACUGUCGAGUUCUCUAUUCAGGCCGAGCCUUCGACGAGAGAGUUCCAAAUCCAGGCGACUCCGUCCCUCGUCUCGAUAGGCAUCGGAGCCAUACCCGAAACGUCAGACGCAGAGGUCGAUGCAGCUGUGGCGCCCGUCCAGUUGCACUCCAUGGAGAUUCAGACUGUUGACGAGGGUUUCCAGCUUUCCUCUCGACCCAACCACUAUUAUCACCCUAUAGCCAGCCUUUCACCCCUCUCCUCGUUGAUGUCUUUGGCAGGAAUCGUUGGAAUCAUCCGUUUUUUGGUUUCAUACCCCCUGGGGAUCCCCGUGCGCAUCCUCCACAGCAUCCUGGGAUUGGUGAAGUGGGAGAGGAUUGAUUCACGGCCCGCGCCAGAAACAGUCGAUGUGGCG
Messenger RNA from Mycena citricolor, 4399 nucleotides. NCBI's taxonomy places the organism in Eukaryota, Fungi, Basidiomycota, Agaricomycetes, Agaricales, Mycenaceae. The record is from the annotation of a GenBank genome assembly.